Bacillus rossius redtenbacheri is the source of this 1997-nucleotide messenger RNA. RefSeq names its product nucleosome assembly protein 1-like 1 (gene Nap1). The record is from RefSeq and is a predicted model, not a curated record. The coding region runs from base 214 to 1371 and encodes 385 amino acids. The transcript has 9 exons. Gene Ontology annotation, molecular function: histone binding; chromatin binding. Gene Ontology annotation, cellular component: nucleus; chromatin. Lineage: Eukaryota; Metazoa; Arthropoda; Insecta; Phasmatodea; Bacillidae. Gene Ontology annotation, biological process: nucleosome assembly.
AAAACAAUCGGCGUAUUUGAAUAAAAUUGAUAACGGCCCGUAUUUUACUUGUGAACUGCUGGCAGCUGCUGGUAAUAGCAAAUAAUAUUUGGUGAUAAUAUUGGACAACCUGAAGAACACAUCAGUCUUCAUUCUUCAGUCUCCAUUCCAAAUUCUAUGGUCUUCAUCCAUCUUCCCUGAGAGACUGGUUGUGAGCGGUAAAAGGAGCUGAAGAUGUCGGAGCCGGUGCAGAUAGGCGACAACGACGAGAUGGAGGACAUGGAGGACGAGGAGUCUCCCAAGCCGCAGGUGCUGAGCCGCCCCGACCUGCUGGCCGCGCUGCAGUCCCGCAACCACUCGGAGGCCAUGAAGGAGCUUCCAAACUGUGUGAAGAAAAGGAUAAAAGCCUUGAAAAAGUGCCAACUUGAAACCACAAAACUAGAGGCCAAAUUUUACGAGGAGGUUCAUCAGCUGGAGUGCAAAUAUCUUGUGUUGUACACGCCGUUCUACGAGAAGCGCGGGCUGAUCGUGUCGGGCUCCUACGAGCCCACGGAGGAGGAGUGCGACUGGGAGUCUGACCAGGAGAAGGACGACGAGCUGUGCUCCGAGCUCAAGGACAAGGCCAAGAUAGAGCCGCCCGCGCCCGACAAGCCCGCAGAGCCUAAAAAUGAAGAUGUGAAAGGCAUCCCUGACUUCUGGUUAACAAUCUUCAAGAAUGUGCAGAUGUUGGCAGAAAUGGUGCAAGAGCACGAUGAGCCUGUCUUGAAGCAUUUGAUUGAUAUCAAAGUUCUGUUGUUGGAGAAAGACCCUAUGGGUUUUGUAUUAGAAUUCCACUUCAGCAAAAACGAAUAUUUUGUCAAUUCAGUUCUCACGAAAGAGUACGUGAUGAAAAGUGUUCCUGAUGAAAGUGAUCCGUUCAGUUUUGAAGGGCCUGAAAUUUACAAGUGCAAGGGGUGCGUGAUAGAGUGGAACAAGGGCAAGAACGUGACGGUGAAGACCAUCAAGAAGAAGCAGAAGCACAAGUCCCGGGGCUCUGUGAGGACAGUCACGAAGACGGUGCAGAACGACUCCUUCUUCAACUUCUUCUCCCCGCCGCUCGUGCCGGACGACCCUGACACGGAGAUGGACGAGGACACCCAGGCGCUCCUGACUACCGACUUCGAGAUCGGCCACUACAUCCGGGAGAGCAUCGUCCCGCGGGCAGUCCUCUACUUCACUGGGGAGGCGCUGGACGAGGACUUUGAAGAGGAGGAGGAUGAUGAUGACGAGGACUACGAGGACGAGGAGGAGGGCAACGAGGACGAGGACGACGCAGAGUACACCCCGAGCAGCAAGGCAGCGCUGCCCAAGGUCCCGAAGAACGGCCACCCCAACGAGUGCAAGCAGCAGUAACAUCACCCCCCCUCAACACCACCGCCGCCUGUCGACUCAACGUUAUUUGGCCUUGCAAACUGUUGAUCAAUGAAUAUUUUCUAUAUUUAAAAAAAACUUUCGAGCAUGUUUUCAACAUUCUUGUGGUUAUCCGGAUGGAAAGAAGCGUUUACUGUUUGUUCGUACUUCUCUGUUUAGGGUUUGAAGCUUGUGUAUGUAUCCUAGAAAGAUGUUGGUUUUUAACUAAUAUAGUUGUCGGCUGAACUUCUUUAAAGAAAUGUUUUGGUACUGUUAAAGAUCUGCGUUUUUUAGAUGCAUUUGUUUGUAUUCUAUGUUGGUAGUACAAAUUGCAGGUUCGUAUGUUACAGGAACUAAAUUUUACAUUUCCUUUGUUUUGGAAUUGUUACUAAGAGUUGAAUCCAUUCAAAUUUUUGGUGUGUUUUGUGUUUUUGAUUGUAAGUAAAAAAAAAAUAUAUUGGCUUAAACUAUUUUAGUGUUUCAAAAUUAGCUUGUAGCAGUUAUGUGUUGAAAACUAUUUAAAUGCAAGUUGAAGUUAGUAUUGGAGUAAGGCAUACAUCAUUUACAGAUUGUGUUUGCAUGUGCUAGUUUUGUAUGAGAUGCAUUACAAUAUAAUUUUUUACUAGAAA